UGCGGUGGCGCGUCGAGUACGCACACCGCUUUAAAGGGUGCUUCUUGUACGAGUAGGUCUUUUUAUAAAAGUAUAAUAUAAUAUACACACACACACACACACACACGUGGACUCGCGCACGGUGCCGUAUAUAUUAAUAGAUAUUUAUUACGCCGGUAUAAUUUGUUGUUUUUUUUUUUUUUUUUGUUGUUAAUAACAAGUAAACGAACAAUUAAUGUACACGUUGUACGCGACGUAGACUCAGAAACGAACGGGGGAUUUCAACGAGGUUCAAUUCGACGCACGGUAUAUAUAUUUCAUACCUAAAUACGUGCGAUUAAUCUACGCGAGUAAUAAACGGGGUUGUAAUACGACGGGCGCGAAGUUGUAAAUUUUAUACGCACACGCAUCAGGACCAUCGACAUUGCCGAACGACGGACUCAUCGCAAGAAGCUACGGAUUCCGCAUAGAAGACAAAGAACCGCCGACAUGUCGGCGUUGAGUGCCGGGAUGAGCCGACCCGGGGAGAUGAUCCUGUUCCUGGUUAUCGCUUUUCUAACAAUUUGUUGCUCACGCGCUGCUCCUGUAAGUGAACACGAUACGACGCAUAUUGCGGAAUAUGGAGCAGAAUCUGGCUGCUACUACAACUUCCAACGCUAUCAAGAAGGCGAUAGAAUAGUAACGAAUGAACCAUGCUUAAACUGUACUUGCCACAACCGAAUGCUGAUGUGCUACCUCAGGGUGUGCCCAUUUACAAAAGCUAUCGGCCAAAACUGCACAGUCGAAAAACGACCGGAUCAAUGCUGUCCGAUCAUCACUUGCCCAGAAGUCCCUGUACAACUUCUGACCUCUACGUCAAAUUCACCAGCGAUUAUCGGCUCCACCGAAAUUGGUGCACAUGACAACUACGGCUGCCGAGUUGACGAGAGAUUCUAUGCUGAUGGUGCUCAGCUACCAGUAGACCCGAGAAAUCCUUGCGAACUUUGCUACUGCAUCAGAAACAGAACGACUUGUGUUAUGCAAGAAUGUACCCUGCGUGUCGCAGGCUGCAACCCAGUCUAUUUGCCCGGAGUGUGCUGUCCAGUCAAAUAUAAUUGUGAUUAUGACGAAGAACAAACGACUACCCUUAGUCCUACCACUCCUGGACUUAUCAUGACUACAACAGUUGCUCCAGGGCAGAGCGCCCCUAUGUGUUACCGCGACGGAAAUACAUACAAUGACGGAGAACUCAUCGACUCGGGACGAGCAUGCCAACACUGCUACUGCUUCCGCGGUGACAUUGUUUGCGCAGUUCAAGAUUGCAAGAUACCAAUGAAAAUUCACGGCAAGCACUGCACACCUCAACCUGCUCCAGAGGGCAAAUGUUGUCCCACCACCUAUCAAUGUGAUGGUGAAAGUAGUCCAACAGAAGUUGAGGAGGAGCCACAGUUGGGCGUGGGACUUUCAAUCCCCGACCAUCCCUAUAAAGAGAAAGCUACUGAAUCACCUAUUCCGGGAUUAGGAUAUGUGGAUGAAGAUAACAACCAACCACAGCAGAUGGUGGACGUCUUUCCUGGCGCUGACAAUACCAUUCCUGAACAAGCUGGAGAAAAUGAGGCUGUGACUGAAGGUCCCAUCCAACAAGAAACCGUGAAAGCAGACGGCAUCUUACCACACACCGUGAAACCAUUCGAGGAAAUUCCCACAGAGCUACCAGGUGGUGCAAAGGAUGAGACGAAACCUGCAGAGAUUCCGAUCGGAACCAGUGUAGUCGAAUCUGAAAGUACACCGAUAAACUCAGCAGAAGAUCUGCAUCCAACUGACGUCGCUUUACCGGAAUUGCCUGCAGUGAUCGGUGAGAAACAGCCAGUGACUACUGUAGAUGAAGAAAAAGAAGCGCCUCAUGGUUCGAUUAAACAUGAUGAUGAAGUUAAACCUACAGUGACUGCCGAUGAAAAACAAACCGAAGUGAACGUUGAUGAAGGCAAACCAAUAAGCCCAAUAGAAUCUACAGACAAAACAGUUUCCGAAGAUGCAAUAAAGACAACUGAAGAUCAAUCGACUGACGGAAUCGUUUCUGAAGAUGAAAUCAAGACCACGGAUGAAUUACCAACGAAAGAAACCAUACUCGAAAGACCGACACCUACUGAAAUAAUGAAUAAUGUACAGGAAUCAAAUGAAGGGUCUACAGAUGAGCAGAUCUUAAAAGAACCAACACAAUCUGGAAUCGAGCAAGAAACGGUAGAGGGCGUGACAAGCGAAGAACAAAUGCCGUCCAAAAUACCAGCUAUCAGUGAACCACAAGAACCAGUCAAUCCUCUACCUGAAAAUGAUGAGAUAGCGGUUGAAGAAUCGACAGCUCUGCCAACCCAGGGAGUAAAAUCUGAUGAAGAAGUCACAAAGGAGCCUGCAGUAACAGAAUUGAUGCCAACGGAGAGCGCCAAAACUGAAGACAGCAGCAUCGUCAUCUUCCCCAGUGAAGUUGAACUUACAAAACCCAAACCUUCAGAAGAAUCGAUUUUCCCUGAGACCUCUACUUUAAAACCGACCGAAUCAGAAGUACCCGAGCAACCAAUCAAGGAAACAGCUACGCCAGUUACUUCUGUUGAAGAGAUCAGCGUACUUCCCGAAAGCCAUGAGAACGAACCAGUGGAGACACCGGUUUCUCCAACUGUGUUACCUACGGUAGUAUCAGCUGACGAAGACAAAUCCACAGAAGAAUCAGGAUCGAUCGAAGGGCAUACAAUCGACCACAGUGAUAUGGCCAAAGAACCAACUGCAGGCGCAGUUCCAACCAGUGAAGUUCCAACCGGCGAAGCUCCAACCAGUGAAAUUCAAACAGGUGUAAUUCCAACAGGCAAAUUACCAACUGGUGAAGUUCCUACUAGCGAAGUUACGAUAGGUCAAGUCCCAGUUAGCGAAGUCACGAUAGGCGAAGUUCCUAGUCCGGAUGGGGUAACAUCGGAAGUUCCCAGUCAAGCUGAAAUUUCAGAAACACAGACCGGAGGACCAGUGAUUGAUACAGAGCAUACAAUCGAGCCGAUAGUUACAGACGAAAAACAACCUGAAGGUCCAAUUGCUGUCGAAAAUCCUAGUGAACCAGCGGCUCACGACCAUGAAGACUCUGUUGAUAUCCCUGAACAAGGACCAACAGGCAUUCCAAUUUCUGACCGGGUUCCAGUUGUCAAGGCUGAGGAUGAAAGUGUCGUUCAUGAACUGCAUGCCACCGAAGUAUCUGACAAAAUUCAACAUACUCAUGUUCCCGACAGUUUGAUAACUGACAAGCAGGAUGAAAUUCCUGCAACGUAUAUCCCACCAAUUGGACCGACGACUGAAUCCGAAAUCACUCCAGGACAGGAGGAGGUUACUACUGGAGUAGUAGAGGAGAUUGUUUCACACGAGGAUCAAGCUCCACACAUUUCUAAGGAUACUGUCACUCCUGCUUUAUCCGAAGAGGAACACGAACCGACCCCCCAGGAAGAGCUUGAACAUGAAAAAUCUACAGUAAUCGGUCAGUUGCCAACUGAAGCUACUCAGACAGAAAUACUACCUGUGGAAAACGUUAUUGAUGAACAAGAAAACGGUAGUAAGCAAAUCUUCGACGAGCCUACUGAAAGCGAUGUCAAGGCCUCAGAAUCUCCCGAAGUGUCAACAGAAGUUCAAGAAGUAGAACUGGAAGGUUCUGUGAAUACCAAGCCGACUGAAUCCCCAGUGACAACGGACAGCGAACAAAACCAUGUACCUGUGGAGGAUGAAAAUUUCCCAACUGAGACCACAGCUGAAAUUGAGAAAAAACCAUUAGAACCUACGGCAAGUAUAGGUGAGAUUGCUGAAGAAGAUCAACAAACGCAAGAACCAGUAGCAAAUGGCGAGUACCCAGCCGAAAAUGUGGCUGAAGGAAAACCACUGAUGGUUCCUACUCAUGGUGAGAAGACACCUGAACUUUCUUUACCCGUAGAAAACCCCACAGGGGCUUCAGGAGAUGAACAAAAGCCUGUCACGGAUUCGGCUUUAGAAGAAAAACCAAUUAAAUCUUCUGAAAAUGAAAGCGAAUCAACUGAAGUUUCUAUUGCUGAAAAAGAACUGUCAAACACACCUGUUCCUGCAGAAGAAUCUUUAACUACUUUGAUACCAGAAAAAAGACCAAACGAACCUGUUAUAGCUGAUGAAAAACAAACUGCAACUACCAUUCCCCAAGAACAGCUAACUGAAAGCUCUAUUUCAAGCGAAAAUCCUGUUGAAGGUGGUGUCACUGCUGAAGACAAACCGACUGAAGUUUCGAUUUCCCAAGAACAAGAAACCGGAACUCCCAUCAGUCCUGAAGCGCCUAGCGAAGUGAAUACCGCUGCUGAAGAAAAGCCAAAUGAUGUACGUAUUACCGAAGAGAAGCCAACAGAAGGUUCAAUCAUUCAAGAAGAACUCACGACAAUCUCAAGCAUCGAUCAAAAACCAUCUGGAGAAUCUGUUGUGGAACAGGAGCUGACAGAGGCUUCCGUUUCUGAAGGACUGUCAACUCAAGCUUCUUUCGAUGCAGAAAAUCCAGUUGAGCCUUCCGGUACAGAGGAAAAAUUAAUUGACAUUCCUGCCUCCGAGGAAACUCCAACGAAAACCCCUAUCGUUAAUGACGAAUCAAAUGUGACACCUAUUUCCGAUGAAAAACCAACAGAGACGUCUAUUACUGGAGAAAUUUUAACACAAACGUCUGUUGCGGAAGACGAGCCGUUGAAUGCUGAUAAAAAACCAAACGAAGCUUCAAUCACGGAGAAUACCCUAACUGACAUCUCAAAAUCUCAACAAGAACCUACAGAGACUUCUAUUUCCGGUCAGGAAUCAACAGUUACAUCGGGUAUCAAUGAGAAGCCUACUGAGAUUUCAUUUGUUGAGCAAAAAGUAACGGAUGUGUCUAAUUCCGACGGACAGUCAACGGAACCUUCUAUUAUAGAAAAUGAACCGACUGUGGUUUCUAUUGAUGGAAAAAAACCGAUCGAGGUCCCUGGCGUAGAAGAAGAACCAAAUGGUGUUAUCAUCGUCGAAGAAAAUCCAACCGAAAGUUCAACCAUACAUGAGAAAGAAACCAGCAUCCCUGUUGAUGAAGAAUCAACAGAGAGUCCUGUGACAGAACAGAAGAUAUUCCAAGCCUCUGCUACACAGGCAACACCGACGGAGUCUUCUGUCCAGGAAGAAAAAAUACCUAAUGUACCUGCUGGCAUUGAAAUUUCCACGGAAGGAUCUUUAACUGAAACAAAAACACCUGUGGUCGUUGUUGGUGGAGAAAAAGUAACAGAAUCUUCGACAGAGGAGGAACAAGAUGCCACAGCCUCUGCAACAGAAACAAACCCGACAGGAGUUCCAGAAACAGAGCAGAGAGUAACCGAUAAUUCCAUCAUUGAAGAGAACCCAACAGAAACUCCUAUUGCAGAACACGAAACAACCAGUGGCUCCAUAGAGGAAGGCGAACCAAGUGGUACGCCCAUUGCCGAAGUAGAAUCGGAAGCUGGUUCUGUCAUCGCUGUUAGCCAGGCUGAGCUUACCACAACGAAAACUGCUGAAACUACUUCAACUGACCACGAACCAGCUAACCCAUCCGUUGCCACAGAAGGUCCAGUCGAUACUUCUUUCAUCGACCAAAAACCAAUCGAGUCAUCGACCCCUACAACUGAACGAACUGAAACUGUCAUACCUGAAGAAGAACCCUCGAAGAGUUCGGACGGUGAAAAUCUGCACACAGAAUCUUCAGUUGGUGCAGAAAAGGACGCAUUCGAAACCGAAAAUAAACCAACUCAUGCAACGAAUGUCGAAGAAGAGCAAACAAAUAUUCCAGUUUCAGAAGAGGUCGUGACCGAUAAAAAUAUCAUCGAAGCAGAGUCUACCGGUGCGACAGCGACCGAACAGAAACCAACUGGUACUUCGUUGACGGAAAAAAUACCCACAGAGAUUUCAGUUACAGACGAAACAAUAAGUGAUCUACCUGUCACCGAGACAAAGCCUAGUGAUGCUUCUGUAGCCGAAGAAAAGCAAACUAAUACACCAGUUUCUAACAUAACAGAAACUGAACCUGCCGAAGGAGGGCCAGCUACGACAUCUGAAAGUGAAGAAAAUUUAGGUGUACCUUCAGUCAUUGCAGAGAAUCCUACCCCAGUUCCUGUUGGUGAGGAAAAACUAACAGAACCCUCAAUUGCAGCAGAAAAGCCAACUGAAGGUACAGCUGCUACAGUAAAAGUAACAGAAUCUUCAAUUGUCGAAGAAAAACCAAUAGAAUCGAUUGAAAUCGCAGGAGAACCAAACGUACCAUCUAUACUGGAAGAAAAACCUACUGAAAUUUCUAUUGCUGAUGAGAAGUCAACUGAAUCUUCGGUAUCCGAAGACACGCUUUCAGAAAUACCUCAAAUUGUUGAGACCGGUCCUCAGUCUUCAGUACCCGAAGAGCAGCCUACCGAGGUUUCUACCAGUGAUGACGAAAAAAUUCUGCUCGAUGAAGUUGAACCAACCAUGAUCGCUAAACCUGAAGAAGGACCUAUAGAAGCUUCUGCUCCUAAAGAAAACCCAGUAGCACAUUCUGACACUCACAUAGCUGAAGGCGAGAUUACUGAAGUUCCAGAAUCACAAGAAAAUCCAACAGAACCGUCUGGUAUUGAAACCGUUGAAGGAGAAUCAGCUAAACCGUCCAUUGUUGAGGAGAAACCAGUCAAUCCUAUUACUUCCGAAGAAACACCCUCAGGAGAAUCUCCAUCUGACGAAAAACCGACCGAAACUGUCAUCAUCCCAGAAGAACCAAAAAAGACGGUGGAAGAGGAAAAACUUCCAAUUGAAUCAUCUGUCGGAUUACAACAGCCAAUUGAACCAUCUGUCGAAGAACAACAGCCAAUUGGGCCAUCUGUCGGAGAACAACAACCGAUUGAACUCUCUGUCGAAGAACAAGAGCCAACUAAGUCAUCUGUCGGAGAGCAACAGCCAAUUGGACCAUCUGUCGGAGAAGAACAGCCAAUUGAACCAUCUGUCGGAGAACAACAACCGAUUGAACCAUCUGUCGGAGAACAACAGCCAAUUAAACCAUCUGUCGAAGAAAAGCAGCCAAUUGAACCAUCUGUCGAAGAACAACAGCCAAUUAAACCAUCUGUGGAAGAACAGGAGCUAAUUGAAGCUACUCCUGAAGAACAACAGCCAAGUGAACCAAGUAAACCAGUACCUUCUGAGAUCCCAAGUCAAGUGGAUAAAGAUCAAACUACCACCGAGAAACGACCGGAAGUGUUCAGUGAUAAUGUACCCUCGAGCAUUCCCGGGGAAGGCAAUUGUCUUGUAGAUGGACAAUCUUUUGCCAAUAAUUCGCGUAUUCCACCAGCAAAUCUAUGUCAAACGCAAUGCCUUUGCAUUAGCAGUAUAGUUCAUUGUGAUCUUGUCGAAUGCUCACCACCACCAAGCCACUUGUCCAACUGUAUGCCCAUUCACACCAACACGGACUCUUGCUGCCCAAUUUACUCCUGUGAUUCUACGCCGACUGUUAAUUUGGAAUCAGAUAGUCAGAUGGCAGAUAAUCACACUCCUGGAUAUGAAGAAAUCUAUGUUCCAUCUACAUAUGAUUACUCUAAAGAAUCAAGCACGCCUAUUAUUGAAUAUCCAGCUGAGCCAUCAGAUAAAGUAACACCAGACUCCGAAGAGCAUCCAACUGUAGCAGUUGAUGAAGGCACUACGCCAAGCGUUGAAUCAAUUGCUGACGUUGAUCAAAAGAUUGUUGAACCCAUCGAACAGGAAAUUCCUGAACCAACCGUACCUGUACAAGAACCAUCUGGAGCUUCUGAAACAAAUGAAAUUCCCGAACAGCCUGUUACUGAUCGAACGGAACAAAAUCCCAAGCCAGAAGUAGUUGAUCAACAAACUGAAGAAGCAAUAGUGCCGACAGAAGAGCAAAAACCAAUUAGUGAAGAAAAACAGAAGCCAGAAUCACCUAUCGAACCUUCUGAAAUCCCUGUUAAAGCAGUUAUAACAAAUAACGAACCAAACAUAAUUCCUGCUACAACUGUAGAUGAAACCACUUCUGCUCAGCAGCCCGAGGGUACGCCUACAUCCAAUAAAGAAACAAGUACAGUUACUGAUACAAAUGUCACUCUCAUACCAUUAAGUGAAGAAAGCCCAGAAGUAAUUCCAACCAGCGAGGAACACCCUGUUGAAACAGGCACCUCAGGCGAAGAACAAACAACCGAUGUUACCAAGCAGUAUAAGCCUGCUGUAGAGAUUGAAACGGUGACUGAUCAACAAGCAGUCCUUGCUAGUGAAGAUGUUGGACCCGAAGAACAUCAUGAAGCUUCUGAAAAACCAAUAGAUAACGAAACUGUAGUACCUGUCGGGGUAUUACAAGAAGGAGAGCAGGUUGAUGACAUUUCACAGCCUACCGAAAAGGAACCCGCUGAACCAGUAGCUCCCGUCGAUGAAAGUACAGGUGGAUCUGAAGAGCACUUUGAAAACACAGAACAUCCAGAAGUAUCCGUAACAGACGAUAACGAGCAGACAUCCGGACUCACUGAUUCUAUAGCAACUAGUCCUGUGCUCCCAACCGAUCAGUCAAUCGUAGAAAGUACAGAUGAACUCACUACACCAAUUGGUCAGCACCCAGAAAAACAUGUACCUCAGCCUCAAUCUGAAUCAGACGGCCAAAUAACCGAGCCAAGCAAGCAGACCGAUGAGUCGUCUUCUCCAAAAGACCAAUCAAACUUACAACAGCAGCCUGAAAAGGGUGAACAAGAAGUUCCUGUUGACAGCUCAACAAUCGGAAGUUAUCCAGAGCUUGAAGCGCCCGUUUCUACUGGGAGCUCAGAAGAUCAGUCUCCUUCAGUUCCGGUACCUACAGAUGGAAUUAAUUUAUCCAAUAACGCUGAGUCGUCUGAACCAACUCCUGCUGGACAAGUCGAGGAUGAAAUAGAAGGUUCUACAGUAAUUCCGGUAAAACACAUUGACAGUGAACUUCCUAUUCUUAGUUCGAAUUCUGAAGUCACUACAGAUGAAAUCUUGCCAACUAAAACGAGCGAGCAGGGUGAAGCACAGACUCCCAUAUCUGGUUUACAACCGCAGGAAGCUGCUGCUCCGACAACACAACCGACCGCUGAGCAAGAAUUAACGGUUGGCUCUGAAACAACUACCCCGACGGUAGAAAAACAUGACCAAGUUAUAGUUGAAACAGAGCCAUCGAUCAUGUCAUCUUUACCGGAUACCACGAAGACAACUGAACCUAACGAGAACACUGGUGAACAGGCAACCGAGGUUAACACGCACGAAGCUGAACCAAUUUCACAUGAAACAUCAGCGACACCGGUAAUCGAAAGUGGUCAGUCAGUGGAUACUGUGCCAGAAUUAUACGAUGUAAGUGAGCCUACUGCUUCAACUGAAAGUACUGAAGGCCAAGUAACUGAAGUAAGAGAAACCACUGAAACUGGUAAUCCAGAAGUUGCUGAAUCAUCUGAACCAACAGCGAAUACGGAGAAUGAGCCUACUGGUGUGGAAGAACAAACAACUCGACCAAUUUCAUCCGAAGAGGACAUUAAAACAACUGUACCUGAAGAAAGCGUUACUUCCGAGCAAGGUGAAUCAUCCGAACCACCAGUUAGUGCUAACGGUGAGCGUAUCAGUGUAGAAAUACCAGCAAUUGGACCAGCUAUAUCCAAAGAAGGUACGAAGCCAACUAUUUCCGAAAUAACCGAUGAAGACCACAAAACACCGACUCUGGAGCUCACGACUGAACCGGCGUCACCUGAGACUGCUGAAACAUUCGCGCCAACUGUGAACCAAGAAGACGAGACUGUAGCAGCAGAACAUUCCACAACUAGUCCAGUAUUGAUUGAAAAUACCGAGAAGCCUACAUCUACUGUGAACAUAGAAGGGCAAACUAUUUCUGAUGUUGAGAAACCCACUGGUCCUGUUUUGUUGCAACCCGCCAAAUCUUCUGAAGCAGCUGAAAAUACUGAGGUUGAACCUGAUGUAGAAAAGAAACCAAUAUCUGAGAUAGCAUUACCAGACCAAGAUGUGACGACAGGUGAACCCGAGGUUCGUCCUGUUAGUACAGUAUCAUCUGUGAGUGAAGAAAGUGAAGCUGUUACAGUUAAACAACCGAGUUUGGUAGAAAUUCCACAAUCUGGCGCUGAGGCGCCUCCGUCGACUACUAGCAGUGAGGUUCAGACGCUUCCAAUGGAAGAUUCCGAAUCUGUUUCACCCGAUCAAGGCGUAACAGCUGUAUCAGGUGCAAGUCAAGAAGAAGAAACUACCCCAGCACAGCUGCCAGCAGUUGAAACAUCGUCAUCUGGUACUAAAAGUCCAAUUCCUGUGGAAAACGCUGAAGAGCAAAUGAUCCCAGUUCAAGAACUUGAGUCCAAGCCUGAUUCACCUAACCACUCCGAAGAACCCAUUGCUACAUUACAACCAGAAAUCGUUCCAGCAUCACAAGAAGAUACGGAGGAACUUGCACCGACCGAAGGCAUAGAGAAAGAAAUUAUCCCGACUGACCAGACAGCCUCAGAACCUACUUCACCUAGCGAAGGUGAGAUACCUGUGCCAACUGUUGGCGAGGAAGCUGUGAGCAUUUCAGUCGAAGGGGAAGCAACAAGUGUACCUUUAUCUGACGAUCAAAUCAAACUGGCUGUCACAAGUGCAACUCUUGAUGACCAUGGUAUAUCGGUUGAAGCAGCCAACACUGCAUCUGUGGAGAGCGAGGAAUCUUCUACCCCAACAACAAACGAAAAUGGUGAACUUGCUCCGGAAGCUGGUCCAACGGCUAGACCUGUGAUUCCCGAAGAGAACCCUGAAACACCAACGUCAACACAGACUGAAGUAAAAACUCCUGAGACAAUCUCCACCGAUCACGCUGAAAAACCUGCUUCAACUCCGAGUGAAGAUGAAAAAGUAAUUGCUACUGAAUUACCUCAGCCAGGUUCAAGCCAUAGCCAAGAAGUGCCAACUACAGUCGCACAUGACGAAACCAAACCACAGUUGCCAACAGUAGGGACACCUGAACAAACAGUUACAACUGAAACGCCCACUGCCGGACUUUUUGCAACCGAUCAUAUCAAAACACCUGAGUCUGUUUCAAGUGAAGAAGGUGAAAAUGUUAAUGCGGAGGAAUCCACAACUGAGCUGAGUGAUCAGGAUAAUGUCAAAACGUCAGCGCUAACAGAAAGUUCGGUUGACGGAAAUACUCCGGUAGAAGAAGCAACACCUGGAGUCACUUCAAUUGAACCUUUGGAAACGCCAAAACCAACUCAAAACAGCGAAGAGGAAACCGUGGCUGCUGGACAUCCCACAGAGGAAUCUGGACUGUUUGAAAACACUGAAAUACCUAUUCCUAACACAAGACCAGACCAGGAAACCGCUAUGAACGAAGAGAAGAUCAUUGAACCGCCCAAAUCCAUAGAGCAAAGUACAUCUACCAAUUUCACUCCAGAAGAACCAACUGUUUAUCCAAAAGAAGAAGUAUCAACUACUCAAUCUAUCAUGGAAGAGGUUCCAACACAGACUACGAUAAGUGAAUCUGUGAAACCGGAGUUGGUAACAAUUGACGAACAAGUAACACAGGAACAAAUACCAGUUAACAUUACGCCGAUCGAAGGACAGCCAGAGCAAAAACCAGUCACCCCUGAACUAGAACAAGCAAUUAAAACUUCUGAACCAACUCUUGAGCCUGCCACAGACCUCUCCAAUGAACCUGCUUCAGAAAAUCCAUCGGUUGUCGAAGAAAGUCUAAUUGAGGCAACAAAGCCAGCACUGGUUGAAGGGGAAUCGAUGGAAAGUACCGCUGAGAACACCGCAGAAGAGGGCGAGACGCCAAUCUCGACAGCAUCUCCUAUUCCAGAAGAUCAAAGGCAAACUGAGAACGAGCAGACGAAGGUUCCACAGAAGGAACAUGACACCGAACAUCAAGUAACUGAGAUAUCUGCUCCAGCUGAAUCCGUACCUCCCGUAACACCCGCGGAACCAACUAAUGAAGAUCAAGAACAUGUUCAAACUCCAGACCAAACUCAAGAAGUCCCAGAAGAACCUGCAGUUGAUAAUACGGAAGGACAGUUGACCAUUGAAUCAGAAGAUACUCCUGUACCUUCAGUGCACGAUUCGAUUGAGGAGACGAAACCUGCGAUGAAACCUGGUUACUUCGGACGUCCAAUCACAAGUACCUUGGCUCCUCAAGGAAGCUUGGCCUAUCCAGAUCAAACGGUCCCCGUCGAGGACAACAACCACUUCCCAAUAAACAACGGAACCUACUUGAAUCCAGAAUCUGACGACACCGGCGAUAGCGAUGACUACGAAGGAGAUGAUUUGGACAUUUACGGACCGGGCACUUGCAGAUAUGGUGGCAAGGUCUACGUGUCUGCUCAACAGAUACCGAGAGAUGAUCCUUGCGACUUCUGCUUCUGUUUCCGAAGCGAUAUUAUCUGCCUUCAGCAAAGCUGCCCGCCACCAAUUCCUGGCUGUCACGAGGAGCCCAUCAACGGCUUCUGUUGCCCGAGGUACGAAUGUCCGGUAUCAAUGGCGACCUCGCUUAAUUUGACGACCACAACGACAACGACAACGACAACUCUGCCGCCUCACUUCUUGUCACACGCUUAUAAAGGCGCUGCGAGAAGAAGUGGCUGCCAAAUUCGCGGACAGGCAUACCGAGUUGGAGAAACCAUUCCAUCUGCAUCAGGCCCUUGCCUUCAGUGCACAUGUGGCGGAGAUGGUAAUAUGAAGUGCGAACCACGAGUCUGCAGUCCAGAACCUAUGCUGAGGCAAAUGAUCGCUGCUGCAACAGCCAAGAGGAGAAGAUGAGCUCUGAAGUUUUAAAAACAGUGUUGUAAAAAAGUGAAUUAAGAUUAUUCUAACCAUUGCGCGGAACACAGACAAUAAUGUGCCCGACAAAUACGAACUGGGUAGCCAAACGUAAACCUUUUUAUAUUAUAUAUCUAUAUACAUAUAUACCCACAUAUGCAUAUACAUAUAUACGCGGGUAACAGUAUACAUAUAUCGAAGGGAAAAAAUAGCUAAUCGUAAUAGGCACAUUUACGCUGACAAAAUGUAAAGCAAAGUAAGAGAAAAAGGAUGCAAGAAAAAAAUCAAGAUAAACGCCACAAUUAUAAUAAGUAACUAUACUGAAUCGUAAUGUUGCUAUCGUGCUGUACGAAAUAUUUCAUCGAUGUCGAUCAGAGCUGCGAAACAAACGAGACUUACGACUGUGCCUUCGUCAGUGCCAAAAAAAAGGCGCUUUCGCUUAGCGACAACAACUUAGCCAUAUCACUGUCACCGACAUCAUCGAGAUGAAUCUAGGCGUAUUAUGAUAAUAAGAAGAGAGCGUAAAAAUGAGAUUAUGAAAGGAUGUAGUAAUGAGAAAAAAGUGAAGAUGGGUGAGGCAGAAUAAAAUGAGAUAGUUAGAAAUUAUAUAGCUAAGCCACGGUGGAUAACAGCUACUCGAAAAAAUCAAUUAAGAGAUUUUGGAAAAUGAGCGCGCAUGAUUCGGGGUUUUGAUGAACCUCUCGACCGAGGACAUUCGCAAUCGAUGUUCAAAUACACACCUCCAAUUAUCCGUAAUUGCUAUUAUCAAUCGUGGCUAAAAAGAUUAAAAUUAAUAAUAGUAAGGGGAACAUUAAACUCUCAUUCAUUAUAUGAUAAACGUACACACAACUUCAAAGCUCAAACAGCAGCUCGCUCGGAGGACCGAAAGUUCAUUUGAGAAUGCUUCUCCGGUGAGCUGACAUCGUAUAAAAUACAUUUAUAUGAUUCUUAUACAAUAUACUCUCAAUAAUAAUUAAUUAAAAUUAAUACAGCGUAUAUGAAAUUCUUGUUUGUUCUCUAGCUUCAAAGUGCCGUAAAAAUAUAAAAAUUUCUUUGUAAUGUUCGUAUUUUUAUUAAUUUUUCUGCAGUGUUAACCAAGUGAACGUCAAUUUUUCUAACAAUAUUAAAUUCAAUUCACCUCGCGUGAAGGAAUUUUUUUUAUUUUAUUUUUCAAAUUACCUCAUCAUUGUAGUUGAAUACAGAAUAAUUGGUCAAUAUGCGAUUUCAUCACACUUUGAAGCUCCAUCGAACAAAGAAAUGUAGGUGAUAUACUAUAAUAUACAAACAAAGGCCCGUGUCAUCGUACGAGACUUAACAAAUCUGAUGUCUGUGUUUAUAUUAGAAGUCGAAGAUACAAUCUGGCCUUCCUCAAAAAUCUUGAAGUCUGUUAUACUCUUUGUAUUUGACUAAUAUAAAUGAAAUAUUAUAUUAUAUCACAGAAUUCCGCCUAGCUGUGCGGUCCGGCUACGAUCCGGGUCGUUCGAUCGAGAGAAGCUUGCCAUUUUUACUACCGUAUACAUUUUUUAUACAUGAUAUUAUAUAUUAUAGUUUGAUUGUGAAGAAUGGCUUCUAACCCUUGAACGUUCGGACUAGCAAUCCCUGUGUAUAUUUCGCAUAGCUAGACAACUUUCCUGCGUUUUGGAAAUGACUAGGCGUUACGAGGCGGGGGUGUAAUUCCCGAAUAGGCAUACGAUUGAUUGAUCAGCGUUCGCCUCUAUGCGUAAAAAUCGGAAUGCCUUCGUAAUACGUGUUCCAUACUCAUGAUUUUUUCUUAAUCAUUUAUGUACGAAUAGAAGAAAGAAAAAAGGAUUACCCCCGACAUCGAGUCAUUCUCAUAGCGCCACCUUUAGAGAUUAGUCAAACUAAGGAAUUUAUCUUUAUAUAUCCAUUUAUGCGAUAGUAAUAAUAUUAAUUAAAAUGAAUUGAUAUUAGAUAUUACGAUUACAAUUAUAACAAUAAUAUAAUGGUACGUACAGUAUACAUGUAAUUAUAUAAAGGCAAAACAAAAAAAAAAAAAUGUUGAAAGAAGAAAAAAAAACAGAAGAACCUUCAUAAAAUAUAUACCAUUUGAAUUAUACAGCAAUAUAAACCUUCGUGCAAAUUAAAUAAUAUGCAUGAAUACGCUAUGAAAUUUCGGCGACUGAUUAUCCCCAGUGCAACGGCGAUUUGGAACGGACAUUUUUAUACUCAACGAAAACUAGCGUAUAACGGUUCUAAUUGAGUCCCUAUCGGUUACUGCAUGUUUAUGUAUGUGAUAAGAUUAUUGCGGCAUGGAGACGAAGACCGAUUGAAAGAGCCUACGGUAGGUUUAGGGCGGCACGUGCUAGUAUAUAAAGUGUCCUUUUACAUGAAUAAAUGAUUUUAUAUGUCAAAAAUA
Molecule: messenger RNA, 15118 nt
Organism: Neodiprion virginianus
Lineage: Eukaryota; Metazoa; Arthropoda; Insecta; Hymenoptera; Diprionidae
Product: mucin-17
Exons: 7
Coding region: 469-12741 (4090 amino acids)
Molecular function (GO): protein binding
Source: RefSeq, a predicted model, not a curated record